AUGAACAAUGUAGACAAACCCACAGAAGGUCCGAUACCACGGUUCUAUGGACUACCGAAAGUGCACAAACCCGAUGUACCACUACGACUCAUUGUCGCAUCCACAACGGCACCCAACUACAAUCUCCCAAGCUACCUCUUCCAACUACUACGCCUAUCCUUACCUGCAAACCAAAAUGAUGCAAAAAGUCCCACGACAUUCCUGGAACGCAUCAAGGGACUGACCAUUGAGCCAGAUGAAGUGGUAGUCUCUUUCGAUGUGACCUCACUGUUCACCAACAUACCGAAGCAAAUAGUCAUUGAAAGCAUCCAACACUUAUUGUAA
Messenger RNA from Echinostoma caproni, 324 nucleotides. NCBI's taxonomy places the organism in Eukaryota, Metazoa, Platyhelminthes, Trematoda, Plagiorchiida, Echinostomatidae. The record is from the annotation of a GenBank genome assembly.